Molecule: messenger RNA, 1644 nt
Organism: Nerophis lumbriciformis (worm pipefish)
Lineage: Eukaryota; Metazoa; Chordata; Actinopteri; Syngnathiformes; Syngnathidae
Source: RefSeq, a predicted model, not a curated record
AUGGCGAUGUGGGGGACCUGGCCAUGGCGGUUGAGCUAUGUUCUACCCUUGUUCAUCCCUUGCUCAGCUCAAGAACAGAAAGGGUUUUCCAUUCCGGAACACGGAUUUUGCCAAGCCAUCUCUAUUCCGCUGUGCACCGACAUUGCCUACAAUCAGACCAUCAUGCCCAACUUGCUGGGCCACGCCAAUCAAGAAGAUGCUGGGCUGGAGGUUCACCAGUUUUACCCGCUUGUUAAAGUCCAGUGUUCACCAGACCUCAAGUUCUUUCUGUGCUCCAUGUAUGCACCGGUAUGCACAGUUUUGGAGCAGGCGAUCCCCCCUUGUAGGACUUUAUGUGAAAGGGCCAGGCAAGGCUGUGAGGCGCUGAUGAAUAAAUUUGGGUUUCAAUGGCCUGAAAGGUUGCACUGUGAGAACUUCCCUAUCCACGGUGCCGGAGAGAUCUGCGUGGGUCAGAACACAUCCGAUGGUAGCAGUCCAACACGGGUUCCGACACCGGACCUCCUGGAACCGUUGACCUUUCCAUCCCAAGAAACCUCACCCUUCUCCUGCCCACCGCAGCUGAAAGUGCCAGCUUACCUCAGCUACCGUUUCCUUGGCGCCAAGGACUGCGGUGCCCCCUGUGAGAUUUCAACACCCAACGGGCUAAUGUAUUUCCGAGAGGAGGAGCUUAAAUUCGGGCGUAUCUGGGUCGCUGUCUGGGCUGUCGUUUGCUGCAUCAGCACACUCUUCACUGUCCUGACAUAUGCGGUGGAUGCACAGCGGUUCCGUUACCCGGAGAGACCUGUGGUCUUUCUCUCCGGUUGCUACUUCAUGGUGGCGUUAGUGUACGUCACUGGUUUCCUGCUUGAGGACAAAGUUGUCUGUGUGGACAAGUUUCAGGCAGACGGUUACAAGUUGGUGAUUCAGGGCACCAAAAAAGAGGGCUGCACCAUCCUCUUUAUGGUGGCCUACUUCUUUAGCAUGGCCAGCUCAAUUUGGUGGGUUAUCCUCUCGCUCACCUGGUUCCUGUCGGCAGGGAUGAAGUGGGGCCACGAGGCAAUCGAAGCCAAUUCGCGUUACUUCCACCUGGUAGCGUGGGCAGCGCCAGCAUUGAAAACGGUCACUGUUCUGGUUCUGGGACAAGUGGAGGGCGACCUUCUGACCGGUGUGUGCUAUGUGGGUGUGUACGACGUGGACGCCCUGCGGGGCUUUGUGCUGGCUCCGCUCUUUGUCUACCUCCUCGUGGGCACUUCCUUUCUACUGGCCGGCUUUGUGUCGCUCUUUCGCAUCCGCACCAUCAUGAAACUCGGUGGUACUGAGACAGAGAAGCUGGAGAAGCUGAUGGUGCGGAUCGGCGUUUUCAGUGUGCUCUACACUCUGCCUGCUGCUGCAGUGGUGGCCUGCCACUUCUAUGAGCAGGCCCUGCGUCCACAAUGGGAGCGCACAUGGCGCAUGCAGACCUGCAAACGCUUUGCGGUGCCGUGCCCAUCGGGAGACGUUGAUCCCCUGACACCGGACUUCACCAUGUUCAUGAUAAAGUACCUGAUGACCAUGAUCGUUGGGAUAACGUCAGGCUUCUGGAUCUGGUCCGGAAAGACUGUACGUUCCUGGCGCCGCUUUUAUAAAAGACUGAGUGGCUCUGAACUGGCAGAUACUACACUUUAG